AUGAUUCCUUCUCCAUUCGUUGACGUGAUCGUUGUUGGUGCUGGUCUUAGUGGCCUCCAGGCAGCUGUAGACCUCGACAAAGCCGGUCUCUCCUACAUCGUCCUUGAGGCCAAUGAUCGGGUCGGUGGCAAAACUCUCUCUGUCCCAGCUGCUACCGGCGGUGGGCUGGUUGACCUGGGUGCCGCCUGGAUAAAUGACAGCAACCAGAGAGAGAUGUACGCAUUGGCCCAAGAAUUCGACUUCAACCUUAUCGUCCAGCGCACUGAAGGACUGUCACUCGAUCAGUCGAACGGAACGACGCAUGCCAUUCCCUAUGGUCAGUUCGGAGAUUUUACGAAUGAGCAACUCGCUGAGAUUCUCACAAUCAUGACGAAGCUGCAAGAAUAUGUUGAUUGA
This is a messenger RNA of Fusarium poae, 396 nucleotides long. RefSeq lists its product as uncharacterized. Gene Ontology annotation, molecular function: oxidoreductase activity. The transcript has 2 exons. Bases 1 to 396 code for a protein of 131 amino acids. The record is from RefSeq and is a predicted model, not a curated record. NCBI's taxonomy places the organism in Eukaryota, Fungi, Ascomycota, Sordariomycetes, Hypocreales, Nectriaceae.